This is a messenger RNA of Caenorhabditis auriculariae, 3391 nucleotides long. NCBI's taxonomy places the organism in Eukaryota, Metazoa, Nematoda, Chromadorea, Rhabditida, Rhabditidae. The record is from the annotation of a GenBank genome assembly.
AUGUUCCAGAGAAGCAGAUCCAAACCGGGCGACAUUAAGAAGUGGAAGGCAACGAAAAGCGGGCAGACAAAUCGCGCAAAAACCGCCGCCGUCAGCUGUUUCUUCUUGCGCCACUGGCACCCGACGUCUUCUGACAACGACGACGGCAUGGCUGCGGCCGCGACGACUUCCAGGUCGACCAAGGCCCUCCGACCUCACCACAUUCUCUACGACGAGCGCCAUCUCGCCGUCCAGCAGACGCUGCGCAAAGUUCGCUUUUUUCUCUAUUGAUUUUUAAUUUAUUGGUUCUUUGUUCUCCCUCAGGAUGUGAUUUCAAAAUAUGUCUCACUAUUUUUUUUUUAAGUUUUGUUCUUCUUCUUCCUACGCAUUCGUACCGCUUGAGCGGCGUCGUCGCCCCAAGUAUUAGCCGAGGUUCUAUCUUGAUAUCAGGAAUCAGAGGUGAAGGAUUGGGAAGGCAGCGGUCAAGCCAAGCCAUUUAGCCAAACGAUAGAAAUGAGUCAUUCACUUACUAUUGAAAAAGUCAUUUCUGCUUUUGGGCGUUCAUGGCUUGGCAGGCAGUGCGGCCAGUGGGCAGCCAUCCUCCACCUCUGACAGGGAUGAUCAGUGGACGCUCCAGUGACAUAUCCGUCCUUGUGUGUGAGGGCUGGGAAUUUUUGAUGUCGUGGUUUCCGACUACCAACAUUUCUCAAACCCCUUGGAUGGGUUGAGGCGAGGAUCGAACUUGUGACCUGUUGACCGUAGACAGGCCCACAACUCUACAGGCUUAUAUGUUGAGUCUUACAAUUCUAUCCGAAUAGAUUUGAGAACUUUUGAAAAGUUCUACAGGCUUAAAGAUUUCCGCUAUUUUUUUCGUUAUCAGUAUUGUUAAAGAAUAUAUAUAUAAUAAUAUUCGUUUUCUCACGCACCUGAUCAGCAAGCUUUUCAAAGACACUCCUCAAGAAUUUGAUUGUUUUCUGAUCAGAGCGCGAUUUUAUCGCACUAAUUUCUCAUAUCUGUCAAUCUUUUUGCGCGUUCUUCCAGAAACCUUCUUCAGCGUGACGAUAUUUUUUGGGUGUGAACAAGUUUCAUUCGAGAACUCUUUCUCACAAAACCAACUUGAAAUUUGUUGUUUGUAUGUACGCCGAUCGGAGACCAACCUACACAAUAGCUGUUCGUUUCCGCAAGCAAAUAAACAAAAAUCUCGUCGUGUUUUGAUGGCGGAAACUGUUUCAGAUAAUCGAUGACAAGAUCAAUCCGCAAGUGCGUGACUGGGAGCGCGACGGCAUUUUUCCAGCUCACCAGGUCUUCAAGACGCUGGGUCGCGUUGGAAUUUUCGCCGCCAACAAGCCUCAGAGUGAUUUUUUCGCCUAAUUUUCUGGUUGAUAUGACGCCUUGACAUGGCUAUUUCAUGAGAAGAGAACUUUUUCCUAUGAAUUGAAAUUUGAAUAGAAGUUAGGAAAUACGUCGAAAUAAGGUUCGAAUGAUAAAAGUAGAAGACAGAAUUAAAAGUUUAAAAAAUAAAGAAAACUUUCAUUGAGUUUGAAGUGAAAUUCUUGAAUUUUGGUUUAUCACUAUUGCUGGAUUGAAAAAAAAAAUUAUGAAACCCUCAUGCAUAGUUCCUUCAUGGUUCAAAUAACUGGUCAAAUUAAGAAUAUGGAGGCCUGGGCAAAGACUUCUCUCUUUCGAUCGCCGUCGCAGAGGAGCUUGGUUCAAUCGCCUGCGGCUCGGUUCCGAUGUCGCUGUUGGUCCAGUCGGACAUGGCGACGCCGGCUCUGGCCGAGUACGGCAGCGACGAAUUGCGAGAGACCUUCCUCAGGCCCUCCAUCUCCGGAGACGUCGUCGCCUGCAUCGCCGUCAGCGAGCCUCACGCCGGCAGUGACGUCUCCGGUUCGUUUUGCGGAGCUCAUCGAGUGAGGAAAUCGAUUGCAGCCAUCCGAACGACGGCUCGAAGAAGCGGUGGGGACCUCAUUCUCAACGGCACGAAAAUGUGGAUCACCAACGGCGAACAGGUCAAACCACAUUAUUACAGCGACUGCCAUUGAAACCAAGGCAAUUUAAAAUGGAAGAAAAAGGCGAUUUUUAUGUCUUCAAAUUCCUAAAAUUGACGAAAUAGACCGGCUUGGGCAAAUUUCGCAUUGUCUCAAUACCUUACUGUUUAGGCCGCGCAAACUUCUCCCGGUUAAAUAAACUAAUAACUUGAUUACUCUCUACUCGCGCGUGAGGUUUAUUUUCACCGAAAAUAAAAGAGGCCAGUAUUUGAUCAAACGGUGUCAAUUCAGCAAUGUUUGCAAUUGGCAAAUGAAUACUUUCAGACCUUUUUUACACUUCUUCUUGAAAUUACUUUUCGAGAGGAAUGUGGAAAAUAAACAGAGUGAUGUCAAAACCGAAGAAGGUCAACGGAACAGUCGAAUAGGGAGGAGAGAGAAAAUAUACGUGGCUGGCAUCGGAAAAUUGACAAAAAAAAGAAGAAGAUGCCAAUGUCAAUCAAAGGAACAGUUUUACAGGCCGAUUGGGCUUGCGUUCUCGCCAAUUCAGUAGACAAUUCGGACAUUCACCACAAUAAGAGCCUCAUUUGCGUUCCUCUUCAUUCCGAAGGUCUCGAAACGAGAUCGUGGAGUUUUCCAAGAGUUUUUCAGGAGUACAUCGCUCAAGAAGACUGGAAAAGCUAGGAAUGCGAUGUUCCGACACGGUUCAGCUGUUUUUUGACGACGUUCGAGUAAGUGGGACGUUACAGUAAGGGAGAAGACGUUGACAUACAAAGGUUCCUGUCAAAAAUAUUAUCGGAAGAGAAGGAUACGGAUUCCUCCAACAGAUGAAACAGUUCAACGAUGAACGAUUGGUCACUGUAGCUGUUGGUGAGGCAGAAUGAAAAGAAAAAAACGCGGAAUAUUUUCCAGCUCUGGCUCCUCUUCAGAAGUGCAUAAGCGACACGCUGAACUACGCUCGUGACCGUCGAAUAUUCGGAUCAACAUUGCUGGAUCAGCAGGUUCGACGGUCCUUACUAGAAGUAUUCAGAAGUGUGUUCCAGUAUAUCCAAUAUGGUUUGGCCGAACUGCAAAUUGAACUUGAGGCGACCAGAAGCUUGCUUUAUAGGUUCCUCCACUGCCUUUAUUUUAAUUUUCUGUUUAGAACUGUUUUGGCGAGGCUAGAUGGAGAAGACGUCUCCCUUCUGACCGCAAUGGCAAAGCUCAAAGUCGGUCGAUUGGCUCGGAAAGUGACCGACAGGUGUCUACAGGUAGUCCUUGCUCAUGGCUUAUGAACUUUGGGUGUUGGACAGGUAUGGGGUGGUGCUGGCUACCUGGACGAGAGCCACAUCGCGCGCUGUUUCCGCGACCUGAGGGUCUUCUCCAUCGGCGCCGGCAGCGACGAGGUCAUGCUCUCCAUUGUCCACAAGCACAUGCGUCGUUGUUGA